Molecule: messenger RNA, 607 nt
Organism: Nannospalax galili (Upper Galilee mountains blind mole rat)
Lineage: Eukaryota; Metazoa; Chordata; Mammalia; Rodentia; Spalacidae
Gene: Fam216b
Product: family with sequence similarity 216 member B
Exons: 4
Coding region: 86-487 (133 amino acids)
Source: RefSeq, a predicted model, not a curated record
AGAGAACCUUACAAGAAAACUACAUUGGGUAUGAAUGUUUGCUUUUAAAACUAGGGGACCACAAUAACAAGGUGCAAGAUAAAAAAUGGAAGGAAACUGGAAAAAGCGAAACAAACCUCAGAAUGCUCCACAAAUUCCUUGCAUUCACAUCCCUCCCUCUGCCUCUGCCUCCUCCCUACUGAAGGACCUAAACCAAGGGCAGCGGCGCUACUUCUACAGCAUCAUGAGGAUUUAUGAUUCCAGGCCCCAGUGGAAGGCCCUGCAGACCCGCUACAUCCACAGCCUUGGGCACCAGCAGCAGCUAGGCUAUAUUACUCAGCAGGAAGCCUUGUCCUGUGCUGCUGUACUUAGCGAUUCAACAAGGCAAGCCUCAGCCAAGGGAACUCCUCAAAGGACCAUUCCCAGGAAGUCUUCAGCCAUAAAAAGAUGUCUACCAGCCAAACCAGAGCCUGCAGUUGAACCCAGGGCUCCCAGCACAGCUCACUGAGCAUGAGGACCUGAGGCUGUGCAUAAUUUCUGAAAUAGGCAGCUUGUCCAUGUAUUCCAGGCAUCUAGUGUGUGCUUAGUGUAUAUUUGUGGAAUGACAAUGAAUAAAAGAUUACUAAUA